Molecule: messenger RNA, 425 nt
Organism: Aphanomyces astaci
Lineage: Eukaryota; Oomycota; Saprolegniomycetes; Saprolegniales; Verrucalvaceae
Exons: 1
Coding region: 33-362 (109 amino acids)
Source: RefSeq, a predicted model, not a curated record
GCGCAUUCUGAAAUCACCGACGUCCUAGCAACAUGCAGCGCUCCGUCGCUUCGAUCCUUCUUCGGCGCGCCAAGCCAUCAUGCAGACCCUUCAGUGACUCGACGCGUCGACGCCGAGAUGUCACGCGGCUUUGGACCGUCGGUUCCUUCCCUAUCGAUGACAAGGCCUCGCAUGCCACCUCGCCUACUAUCUACGACACAUGGGGCAUGUUGUCGAGCCUCCCAACUUCCCAAGGGUAUGGUUACACGUCUGCAUUGCAUAUCAUUGGCAAACUACCAAAAUCAGCACCAUCCACUGCGACGACUGCCGCCGCUCCGUCGACUUCGUCAAACCUAAGCGUGAAGAGCGUCGUGCUGCCGUAAGAUUGAUGCGCCUAUUAUAAAUUCCACCUUGUAAACUACUCUUCCCCCCCGUUGUUGGUUCCA